Messenger RNA from Brachypodium distachyon (stiff brome), 1426 nucleotides. RefSeq lists its product as uncharacterized. The transcript is spliced from 3 exons. The record is from RefSeq and is a predicted model, not a curated record. NCBI's taxonomy places the organism in Eukaryota, Viridiplantae, Streptophyta, Magnoliopsida, Poales, Poaceae. Gene Ontology annotation, biological process: cell surface receptor signaling pathway. Bases 487 to 1281 code for a protein of 264 amino acids.
AAAUGUUGUGUCCACUGUGUUAUGAUUUUUCUUUCCUUCCGGAAGGAUCGAUGGGGCUCGGCACCCCAGCCGUGGGAGUAGAAUUAAUAUUCAGCAAAUGUAAAAUUCGACCAGAGAGCGCGCAGCCAAGCAUGAUGGCUUGCCGGUUUCCUGGAAAUUUCGUCUUACUCUUUGGUGAGUCAGCACGGCUGGUUUUUUGGAAAAAGUUUUGAAAGAUGUUCCAAAAAAUAACUGUCAAUUAUUGUUGCAUGUCUUGUCUCCACGAGUUGGGCAUAUUAGCUUGAUAAUCUAUAGUUAGUGCUUUGAAUAUAUUUUUUAGUUCAUCUUGGAUUGGAGUGAAGUACACCAGACAUACAUGCUCCGUGUGCAGGUACUGAGCUGGGCUGCCAGCACGCAAGAUAGCUCUGUGCAGAACAGUCUGGGCGCAAACCUCUGCCACACAGCUGGUUUUGGGACUGGACACAUCACACAUGUGGACUUUUCUCAAUGAUAGCUCAGAUAGUUCACCGGAACAGGGAGAACUGCUGGCAGCUUGUCCGCCGUGUAACAACGAUCAGUGAUCUUCUGCAGCCAGCCACGGUUGCGCAGCUCGUUGACUCUGCAGGAGGGGUCGUCUCCAAGAUCAGGCAUGUGGCGAGGACGGCAAGGCAGAACAAACGGGAGUGCGUCUACCUCGCGAACCGCAUCUCGACAAUCGCUACGGCGCUGCCUCUCCUGCAUCAACAGGACCAUGAGGUGGCGCAGUCGCUGGUCGGGCUCAGCUACGCACUCAAGGAGGCACACGACCUUAUCAUCGCCUGCUGCCUGGAGAGACAGAGGAAGACUGCACCCUUGCGCCAGCUCUUCAGGGCUGGCGGCCAUGCCGAGCGUUUCAGGGAAAUCAAUGCCAGGAUCGAUUCCUACCUCAUCCUCAUCCCCUUGCUCACCCACAUCUCACUUAUCGUUCCUUCCAGUAAUCACGCCGGCGUACCAACAAUACCAAUGGUCACGCCGGGUUCCGGGUCAGGCUCCAGCUCCCUGCAGCUCGUAAGUAACGAAUCUCUGAUGGUACCCUAUGUGAACAAUGGCACACUCCGCGACACCUGCGCUGUCGCCGGGUGUCCUGGAGGAUGCGCAUCGAGGCGCUGCUGGGAGCAUCCCGUGCCAUCUACUACCUACACCACGUCGCCGUGCCACAGAUCAUCCACCGCAAUAUCAGCUCAUCCGGCAUCCUCCUGGACGCGUCCUGGAUGCCACGCCUGUCCGGCUUCGGCGUGGCAGUCUGGGAAGUGGAAACAGUGACAUCGCCUGGGGAGACACAGCUUGUCGAGGUCGUAGGUGUGCCGGGGUACAUUGACCCGGAGUACAGCCGCACGGGGCGGGUGUGCCCGGCGAGUGAGGUGUACAGCUUUGGCGUGGUGAUGCUGGAGGCGCUGACGGGGAGGCC